This is a messenger RNA of Chara braunii, 3129 nucleotides long. The record is from the annotation of a GenBank genome assembly. NCBI's taxonomy places the organism in Eukaryota, Viridiplantae, Streptophyta, Charophyceae, Charales, Characeae.
GGGCGACAGACUCCUAUUCCGCCAGUAGAGGGAGAGACAGCAGCAGCAGCGGAGAGCUAGGGCACCAGAGGCCAGCAUGGCAUUCGCAAGUGAAGCCGCUGCUUCAGCAGCCAUGGCAAUUGUUGCGCAGCAGAGUUCCCAGGCUAGCAGUUCAAGAUUUGUAGGGUCAAUGGUCGUGCACACCCAGAGUCAGUCCACUCGCGUGAUGGCAAGCCAGCCUAUAGUGUUGACCCCCGAGGAGGUCGUCAUACAGCGAGCAGCUAUUCGCGAGGCACAGCUACAGCAGGCAUUAGGGGAGAUUAAGGCAGAGAAAGAGAAGAUGAUUAGAAGAAGAGCCAGGAUGCAACGGAGAGAAGCGGACAUUAGUGAGUUAGAGGGAAUGGACCUGGCGCAUAUGGGUGAUGAUGUGAGGACCCUACGGACCGUCAUGCUAGAUGUAGUAGAAAUGCAGGACCACCGGACAGCUCUCUUAGAGGACAUCCAGCAGAGUCUGGCCGUUUUGGUCGGGCGUGCACAGGCAGCUCCAUCACCGUCCGGGCCUGGUGCCUGGCCCGUUGUACAGCCUCCUCCUUUUGUCCCACCGGUGACUGGGGUAUCCCCAUAUGUUGCUCCAGCAUCGGUCCAGGCCGGUUCUUUAGGUAAGGCCAACAUCAAUAUGUUCAACUUCCCCUCGUUUAGCAAGAAGGCCCUAGACCUUGAAGCAAAGAUAGGGCAUGGUCAGACACCCACGGCGGAUGGUAGGAAGAAGUCACUGCCUCCCAACUGGAAGGCGAAGGGCCGCAUUAUGUUCGUCAACAACGAUGGUUCUACCAUCGAGUUGGAUGACGACUUCCAGGCGGGAGUACGUUCAGAGGCGGGCAGCGUAGAAGCUUCAGCGGGUGGAGUAGUCGUUGUCGUAACUCAAAAAGGUAAGGCGACCGGUAGACGCCGUGGAGGUUCCCGGUCUAGGAGUCAAGCCGACCCUAACGCUCCUCCAUGGGAGAAAGCGGGUCUCAGUGAGGACGUGUGGAGAGAUCGGUACACGAGGCAGGCUUGUAUUCGUUGUGGCCAAUACGGCCAUAACCAGUUCAAGUGCCGAAAUAAGAAGGUGACCGAGAAGAUCCCGCCUACGAUGGGGCAAGCGUUGGGAUCCUCCGCUCCCGUUGGUAGCAAUGUGGCCAGUAGUUCUGGCACUGCUCCGGGAAACGCGUCGGGCGUCGUCCCGCAAACACAUUCGGACCCAUCGAGUCUUUGUUCGAAGAAUGUGUUUGAAUCCUCAGAGGAGCUAGAGGAGGAGUGGUCUCCAUCAGACCCACUAGCUUCUUGGAUGGCAUUGGUCAAAGCCCCUAGGAGUGAGAUGUUCGUUGGCGAGGUAGUCAUCAGCGGCCGUAAGGCCGGGGCCUAUUAUGACACUUGCUCGACUAGGAACUUCAUUAGUCGCGCGUGCGUUGAGAGGUUGCGCUUACAGGGGCAAGUGCAGCGCCUGAGUCGACCUGUGGAGUUGACCUAUGCCAACAAACAGGGCAUGGUAGUCCACGACUACCUUCAGAAUGUCGAGUGUUGUUUCCCGUACGCGGGAGGGGAACUGAGACAUCGCGUUUCGUUCCUAGUGAGCGAUGAUCUCGUUAUGGACAUCUUGUUAGGCGAGUUUGAUGAGCUUCGCCGACAACUCAAGGAACUCGUAGAGAAGGGGUGGAUCCGGCCGAGUGUUUCCCCUUAUGGAUCUCCAGUCCUAUUCGUACCAAAGAAGGGGCGGACUCUGAGGAUGUGCAUUGACUAUAGGGGCCUCAAUGCCAUCACUAUUAAGAACCGAGAGUCCCUACCGCGCAUCGAUGACUUGCUAGAUAGAGUGCAAGGGUGUCGGUACUUUAGUAAAAUAGAUCUGAAGUCCGGGUACCAUCAGAUUGCGAUUCGGCCCGGGGAUCAACACAAAACCGCUUUGCAGACCAGGUACAGUCUGUACGAGUUUGUGGUGAUGCCUUCCGGCCUUUGCAAUGCUCUUGGCACGUUUCAGCACACUAUGAAUCGGAUCUUUCCUGACUACUUGGAUAAGUUUGUCAUCGUGUACCUCGAUGACAUACUUAUUUUUGGUAGGACCGUCGAGGAGCAUGUUGCGCACUUAGACAAAGUCUUCAGUCUCCUUCGGCAGCACAAGUUCAAGAUCAACGGGGAGAAAUGCGAGUUUGGUCGCACCCGGAUCUUGUACUUGGGUCAUGAGAUUUCCACGGAGGGGUUGAAGCCCGAUGAUGCGAAGGUGGCCAGCAUUUGCGACUGCCCGCGUCCUCAGUCUGUGAUUGAGAUGAGGUCCUUCUUAGGGAUGACCGACUACUAUCGCAAUUUUGUGAAGAACUAUAGCAUAGUUGCCGCCCCUUUGACGGACCUGACUCGCCUUGACACCCCAUGGGAGUGGACAGACAGGUGUGAGGCUGCUUUCAGACAUCUGAAGCAUGCGUUGACACACCAUGAGGUCUUGAAACUUCCUGAUCCUGACAAGCCGUUUAUAGUUACCACGGAUACUAGCCAAUAUGGCAUAGGCGCCGUGCUCGCACAACAGGAGGGGCCAAAGUUGAGGCCAGUGGAGUACAUGUCCAAAAAGAUGCCCUCUCAGAAGUUGGCCAAGUCUACCUAUGAGAAGGAGUUGUACACGAUUUAUAAAGCACUAACCCACUGGAGGCACUAUCUCCUUGGGCGGUUCUUCAUUGUCAGGACUGAUCAUCAGACCUUGAAGUGGAUGAGAACUCAGCUUGUGCUCUCUGAUGCGCUGAAACGCUGGAUGGAAGUCAUUGAGCAGUAUGACAUCGAGCUCCAGUACCUCAAAGGUGAGUACAACAAAGUUGCUGACGUGCUUUCGCGUAGGCCAGACUUCUCCGGUGCGCUGAUCACUGAGUUUGGGCUUGCGGACGAUGUCACUCGCUCGUUGGUGGAAGCCUAUCGCGAGGAUCAGUUCAUGUCUGAGAUCAUACGCAGACUCGGGGCGAAGGACAAGGUGACUUCUGACGAGUUUGAGUUGGUCAACGACCUGCUGUUCCUUGAGAAGGCCAGGAAUAAACUGAAUUUCAAAUUCCGUUUGGACAUUUGAAUUGUAUUUUGAAGUGUGUAAUACAGUUCAAAUUUCAAAAUACAAUUCACGAAUCAAACUGCACUUCCGCU